GUCGAAGAUGCGUACACUUAGCUCCAGUUUCAUACCCCCUGCCCGGAGAGAUCGAGGCAGACGGGGCUUAUAUCGAUUCACUCGGUCGAUGUACGAACCACUGACCGUUACUUCAGCAAUACCUAACUUUACGAUCAAUCUGGGCAGUACCGAGCCGCAGCACAUCUCUUCGUCUGACGAGACAAUGUCAGGACGUUCCUCUCCUAUCACUUCAUACGACGAUGACGACCUAGGCGAUGACAAGGAUGGCGAAGAGGACAGUGGAUCGACGACUCCACAUCAGGACCGCCUAGCAGACGAGUAUAUUCGUGCCUUCUUGUCGCAGCCGGCUUCACCCAGCAUAGCCUACAAGAGAUGUUUGUGGGAAAGCGACAAUUCUACAGCCGGACACACACCACCGCCUGAACGUAACCUACCUGGCGUUCAACGAAUGCUGAGUGGACUUCAAAUGACAACCUUGAAUGCACGUUCAAUUGAUGCGAAAUUUGAAGCGACGAAACAUCGCGACACUUGAUGAGAUAUAUAGUGACGAUAAUGCAUUGGGAGAUGAUCAGAAACUGUAGAGGGCGCUAUAGACUUAGAGCAUAGCGAUUUGGCCGCGGGCAUGGUUUGGACUUUGGAUGCGGAGGUGGAGUUUUAUACCCGAGAUUGGGACUGGGCUCUGGAGCGCAAGUAGAUGAGUUUGCUCUUGGAGCGUUUGACUAGGAUAUACCUACAUAUAUCCCACAAGACCGUCAGCCUAUG
Messenger RNA from Pseudocercospora fijiensis CIRAD86, 744 nucleotides. RefSeq lists its product as uncharacterized. The coding region runs from base 8 to 514 and encodes 168 amino acids. The record is from RefSeq and is a predicted model, not a curated record. The transcript has a single exon. NCBI's taxonomy places the organism in Eukaryota, Fungi, Ascomycota, Dothideomycetes, Mycosphaerellales, Mycosphaerellaceae.